Messenger RNA from Closterium sp. NIES-67, 1837 nucleotides. The record is from the annotation of a GenBank genome assembly. Lineage: Eukaryota; Viridiplantae; Streptophyta; Zygnematophyceae; Desmidiales; Closteriaceae.
UGAGGGGAGUGAAAGCGGCGGUGGGGCGGUGGAUGUUACCAGAGGGUUAUCCGGAUAGUGUGACGCCUGACUAUAUGGAGUACACACUGUGGCGCAUGCGGCAAACAGUGGCGAGUGAAAUGAACCACGUGCUUACAACGCAGGCAAUGCUGUAUGCAGUGGGGCUUGGGAAGGGCGCCAUUCCAGCAGCGGCGGCGGUCAACUGGGUGCUCAAGGACGGCUUAGGCUACGCAGCCAAGGUCACUCUCUCGCAAUUCGGCCGCCGCUUCGACGUGUCGCCCAAGCGCUGGCGCCUGCUGGCUGACCUCGGGGAGAACCUCUCCGCCUCCCUCGAGCUCCUCACUGCCACCUUCCCGCAGUACUUCGUCCAGCUGGCCGCUGCAGCCGGGGCAGGGUUUUCUGCGUCGAGUCUUGUGCAAAGCGCCACGAGGAAUCGGUUUUAUGCCGGGCUGGCAGGCAGAAGAAACUUCGCAGAGGUGCUUGCUAGGGCAGAGGCGCAGGGCAUGGUGAGCAAGACACUGGGCAUGGCCCUUGGGAUUGCCAUCGCACCGCAUGUGGGCACCAAGGGGCCGCUGCUCUGGCUGACGCACAUCCUGCUCUCGGCCUCCCACCUCUACUGCAACUACCGCUCCUAUAAAGCUGUGCAGCUGCGCACCUUGAACCCCUUCAGAGCGGAUAUCGUCCUGGCCGAGUACGCGACCAAUGGCAGAGUGCCAGGUGUCAUCGCAGUGAACUCCCAAGAACCCAUUUUGCCACCCAUCUCCCUCAAAACCAUCUUCUCGCCCAAGGCAUCACCCCCGCCCCUCCCAGGCACGGGCAGCGAGUCUUGGAUCGAGUUCGGAGUGCCCUUGGCCGCAGUGGCGCACACAGAGAGGGAGGCCGAGGCGAUGGCUGAGAUGUUUCGAGCGGAGAAGUAUCUACUGGGAAGGGACGAGAGAACGGGGCAGAUGCAGGUGGUGCUGAAAGAAGGCGCCCUCCCCCGCGAUUUCCUCCGGGCUGCCCUACAAGCAGCGUACCUCCGCACACUCUCCCCCCACUCCCUCUGCCUCACCAUCCACUCGCUCCCGGCCCACGCACGCACACACGUCCAGGCGCGUGCAGCCGCCUUUGCAUCCUCUGGCAAACUGGAGGUGCUCCAUGUGUCGUAUGAUCGCAUGGCUGCGGGGUUUGAUGGGCUCUGUGAGGCUUUGAGGGCAAGUGGGUGGCGGUGCGACGAUGGGCUGCUGGCUAGACCUGGGGACUGGAGGCUGCUGACGGCGUCAGCAGACAAGAAGAGAUGAGGGUGUGGUGUGGGGUGUGCUGCGUGGGGGCAUGUUUUCAUGGCAAACAGGGGAUGCUGUGAUCAUGUAGCAUCUGCACUGCAUCUGCUGGUAGACUGGAGGUGCUCCAUGUGUCGUAUGAUCGCAUGGCUGCGGGGUUUGACGGUCUAUGUGAGGCUUUAAGGGCCAGUGGGUGGCGCUGCGACGAUGGGCUGCUGGCUAGACCUGGGGACUGAGGCUGCUGACACUGACAGCGUCAGCCGACAAGAAGAGUUGAGGGUGUGGUGUGCGAUGUUCCACAUGGCAGCAUGAGUGCGUGGCAAGGGGACGCAUGCCUGCUGCAGGCUCUGUGGAGGUGCCUUGUGGCGAGAGUGUGUUUGCCAUGAGUGACAUGCAUGGGAUGGGAGGUGUAGCGCUACCAUGGGAAGAUUCCUAAUGCACCAGAAUACGAGUUUGAGAUAGCUCGUAGAAAACGAACGAACUUUCUUCCAGUCUCGCCUUUUGUCGUUGAUGUUGCCUCGUCAUAUUCAAGGUGUGAAAUGCUAUGAGCCAACUGUCAAUAUAUAUUAUAUAUAUAU